Molecule: messenger RNA, 2679 nt
Organism: Electrophorus electricus (electric eel)
Lineage: Eukaryota; Metazoa; Chordata; Actinopteri; Gymnotiformes; Gymnotidae
Gene: syvn1
Product: synovial apoptosis inhibitor 1, synoviolin
Biological process (GO): ERAD pathway; proteasome-mediated ubiquitin-dependent protein catabolic process
Cellular component (GO): endomembrane system
Molecular function (GO): ubiquitin protein ligase activity
Source: RefSeq, a predicted model, not a curated record
CCUUUUGUAGACCUAGCGAAAAAUAAACACGUAAUCGUGAGGUAGAUAGCACGAACUGUAGCUAGCUGUAUGUAUAUGGGAAUGGAAAUAUUUGUGUCGGAUGGAAAUAGAUACUAGUGCAUUUUAGGGUACAGCUUACUGCUGGUCACCCCUAAGUUUCUGUUGUUUUGGCUUUACACGUUGCGGUUGCUGAUACAAACCUACUGCCUUGUAAAGCAGAACCGGUCGGGGCAAAAAUGGUGAGAGCGGCUCUCGUGACAGUUACUAGUCUUGCGCUGACUGGCGCGGUGGUCGCCCAUGCUUACUUUCUCAAACUUCAGUUCUACCCUACGGUGGUGUACCUCACCAAAAGCAGCCCUAGUAUGGCAGUUUUAUAUAUCCAGGCUUUCGUGUUGGUUUUUCUGUUGGGAAAGUUCAUGCGAAAGGUGUUUUUUGGUCAGCUAAGAGCAGCAGAGAUGGAGCACCUAAUCGAGCGCUCCUGGUAUGCAGUGACAGAGACCUGUUUAGCCUUUACAGUGUUCAGAGAUGACUUCUCCCCCCGCUUUGUGGCUCUCUUCACCUUGCUGCUUUUCCUCAAGUGCUUCCAUUGGCUGGCUGAAGACAGAGUGGAUUUUAUGGAAAGGAGUCCAAAUAUCUCAUGGGUCUUCCAUUUUCGAGUUCUUUCCUUAAUGUUGUUGCUGGGAAUACUAGAUUUCUUAUUCGUCAAUCAUGCCUGUCAUAGCAUUAUUACGAGAGGAGCCUCAGUACAGCUGGUCUUUGGAUUUGAGUAUGCCAUUCUGAUGACCAUGGUUCUUACCACGUUCAUUAAGUACACUUUGCAUACCAUUGACCUACAGAGUGAGAAUCCAUGGGAAAGUAAAGCUGUCUAUAUGCUCUACACAGAGCUCUUCACAGGGUUCAUCAAGGUCCUGUUGUAUAUGGCAUUCAUGACGAUAAUGAUCAAAGUACACACUUUCCCCCUGUUUGCCAUUCGACCUAUGUAUCUUGCAAUGAGGCAGUUUAAGAAGGCCGUAACAGAUGCAAUAAUGUCUCGGCGGGCUAUUCGCAACAUGAACACACUCUACCCAGAUGCCACACCUGAGGAUCUGCAAGCCUCUGAUAAUGUCUGUAUCAUCUGUCGAGAGGAAAUGGUAACAGGAGCCAAGAAACUUCCUUGCAACCACAUCUUCCACUCAAGUUGUCUUCGCUCAUGGUUCCAACGGCAGCAGACAUGUCCUACCUGUCGCAUGGAUGUUCUGCGUGCAUCACAGCCCAAUCCAACCCCUGCGCCAGCUGCUCCGGCAGCCCCUGUGGCUCCUGUAGCUCCAGCCAAUGCUGCUCCACCCCCAGUGGCUAAUGUAGCCCCAGGUGUGAUGCCCCACUUCCCGCCAGGUCUCUUCCCUUUUUGGGGUCCUUUCCCUGGUGCAGCACCCCCUGCUGGGCAACCAGCUGCUCAAGCUGCUGCCAGUACCCCACAGACCAGUGCGAACGCUGCCCAAAAUCCAAGUGCAGUAAAUUCAGGGGCUACUAGUUCAAGCCAGUCCAGUACAGAUGGUAGUGCCACUGCUUCUGGAGCUACGGUGCCUGGAUUUCCCUUCUCCAUGCCCCCACCUUUCCCGUCUGCACCAUGGCUGCCCAUGCCUCCACCUCCACCCUUUAUGUCAUCCAUGCCUCCACCGCCAGCAUCCCUGUCCACCAUGUCAGAGGAGGAGCUUCGGGAGCUGGAGCAGGAGGGCCGUCGCGGACUGGAGGCCAGGCUUCAGUGCCUUCACAAUAUCCACACGCUGCUGGAUGCUGCGAUGCUCAACAUCCACCACUACCUCACCACCGUUGCCACGCUCAGUCCUCCUCAGUCAGAGAGCAGCCCAGGUGAGGCCAGUGGAUCAGGCAAUGCUGAGGUCUCCAGCCAAGAGAGCGGAGCACAGCUCUCUGGUCCUGACAACAGAGAGUCAGGGUUUUCGCAGUCUGCUUCAAGCACAACUGUAGAGAAGGAUGACAAGAAAGACGAAGAAGCUGAAGACGAUGACGGGCAGUUGAAUGCUGCCGAGCUGAGACGGCGACGUUUGCGCAAGCUGGAAACCACACCGCCUCUUGACCACUGAAACCCCUCCCCCUUUUCCUCUUCAGCCAUAGACCGGGCACUGCACCUCAGAAAGGACUUCGUACCAUUACAAAGACAUCUCGCACCCUUAUUUAGCACUUUAGCUGCUUGAGAUUGGCAGAUUGCCUUCUAAGGGAAUUUUUUCAGACCUAAUUGAAGUGCAGCAUGUGGUCACUUGCAAAGAUUAUUUGUUUGUGGUGUUGGGGACAUUCUCAGAUUGAAGACCAGUUUCCAAGUUAAUGUGCAGAGUAAUGCAAGACAUCCAAAAUGUCAGGACAUACUAGUUUAAAAAUAUCCUUUUUUUUUUUCUGACUCCAGUCUGAAAAUGGUGUUUUUUUUUUUCUUCAAAGUCCAUCACAAUAAACAUUGAGAUAGGAAGAUGAUUAGCCAUUUGUGCUUAAAGAUGGAUAUCUUUCAUUUUUAGUGCUUUUGAUUAGUUUCAAGAUCUUUACAUUUUCUUUAGAUUUUAAUUUUGCUAUGACAGGGAAAUGAGGGGAUACCAUAAUGUGGCAAAGUAAUUCAACAUACUGUACAUACUGUAUAAAGUGUUUUAAUAGGAAGAUCUGUACAUACUACAGAAUAAACUGUUCCAAGUCAAA